GCAGCAGCAGCAGCAGCAGCAGCAGCAACGACUCAGUCCACUCAGUUCACGCAAGGAACGAGCAUGACUGGGAAAGCUCCACUGCGGACAUCCGCAUCUCUAUCGCGGAUCAAUCCAUCGCAAGUCCAGGGCAAUUCGUGGCAUAGCACGCAAGGUAUGCAGCCGCCGACAAGGACCAACCAGUGGAAGAAUCCCGCCGUGCCAAGUUCAAGUUCUCACGCAGCCACCCAGUCGGCAACAACAUCCCAAACUCAAAGCAGCAGCUUGUCAUCGAUGCCAGGAGGUCAGACGUCGCCGCCGCCGCCGCAUGGUUUGCCAAUCGCGACGCCUGCACAACCAGCAUCCCAACCAGCGCGAGCAACAACCAAUUUCACGAGCAAACCUACCGCAAAUGACCCAAACGCUCCUCGAUCCAAUCAAUGGAUACGAUCCUCGACAGGUCAAGCACCUACGAAGCAACCCGACGCUGCUCCAGCGACUGCCGUCAGUCGAAUGUCGAACGUCUAUAUCAAUCCGACUAUUGCGGCGAGCAAUCCUCCAGGGGCGACUGCUCAUCAACCUCGUCCAGCUCGACCACCCUCGGUCCAAUCCACCAUCAGCCUGAAAUCUGCUCCGUAUGCUCGCGGUACACGGACGAAGGGAUUGGCGCGUGGUCGCUCGUUCCGCUCUCAAAACGCUGCAGCGCUUCCUGCAGAGGAAAAGGUGACCAUUCUCGGCAUCCCAUACCUGAAAACCAAUCGAGGUGGCAGCAGCCGUCGGGCCAAACCUGGAAACAUGACACUCGUUCGUGACAUGGCAGUGAUGAAGCGAGCGACAUCGACCUCCAAUGAUCCUGGUCAUUCGACUCGGACGGCAUCCACCCGAUCGGGUCCUCGAGCGCGCCAAUCGUCAAGAUCGCAUUUACACGGGUCCCAACCGCCCAAGGAGAACUGCACCUAUUUCAUGAAAUAUGGGAAAUGCCAGCGCGGACUCGCAUGCCCUUUUGUGCACGAUAAGGCGACGGUCGCCAUCUGCAAGCCGUUUCUGCACGGUACGUGUCCGGCCACGGACGGGUCAUGUCUGCUGUCUCAUCGCCUGUCUCGAGCGAAAAUGCCGGUGUGCUCCUUUUUCCUGCAAGGCCGGUGCUCCAACGACGCCUGUCCGUACUCACAUGUCAAUGUCGCUCCUGACGCGCCUGUUUGCGAGAACUUUGUCAAGGGCCAUUGUCCUGACGGCGAGCUUUGCAAAAAGAAGCACACGUUUGUGUGCGAGGACUUUCGAAGAACUGGCGCUUGUCCUCGCGGGACAAAGUGCAAUCUUCAGCACCGAACCGCAAAGCGACGUGCACAGCCGAAGCAUGAAACGGGUGCCAACGACAACGAGGAGGCACCCACAACCAACCAUCCGACCACAACGACAAGCGCAACUACCGAGACUGAGGCUGAGCCCGGGUCCGAGUCCGAGUCCGAUUCUGACGUCGAGGACGAAAGCUAUGUGGACGACGAGCGUCUCAAGGAUGCAGAAGACUAUUUACAGCUGGAAAUCGACAGUGGUCACGGAUUUUCUGCCGCCCAAGACGAUGACUUGGAGGCUGAUGGUUCCAGUUCGGAAUUUUACGAUGAGACGAGUGAUGGCGAUGCACCGAGCAGCGACGGUGAUUCAGACUUUGACGAUGAUGAUGCUGAAGUAGAUGAGGAGGAGUAUGAGGAGGAGCAGAACGAGGAAGAAGGAGCGAGUGACAAAGGCGCAGAUGAUGAUCUCGGUCGGGUUGACAACCCUGCGGCAGCAACAAGUAUUGCAAUCUUGUCCAGCCACGGCCCACCAGACCUCCCAAGACUUUCAGAGAAACGAGCGCUCGUCGCGCAGCCUGAAAUCAUUCGCUUGCACUCUGAUCUCGAGUCGACGUCAUCUUCCGAUACAGCGGCUGUGAAACGGUCACGAUGGGAGUCAUCCACCCUUUCAGCUGAUGCCAUUCGUCCCCGAUUCCUCCAGGCCAAGAAACAGUGAGGCAAGCACAAGAUAGAAUCGAAACAAAGCAGCACAGCGGCGGGAAAUGCAAACAUUGUCAAUGAAUCGAAUCUUGUUAAAACAAUAAAAGCUGAAUACACAAUGGAA
This is a messenger RNA of Capsaspora owczarzaki ATCC 30864, 2094 nucleotides long. RefSeq names its product ZC3H3 protein. Gene Ontology annotation, molecular function: metal ion binding. The transcript has 3 exons. The record is from RefSeq and is a predicted model, not a curated record. Gene Ontology annotation, cellular component: nucleus. The coding region runs from base 64 to 1986 and encodes 640 amino acids. NCBI's taxonomy places the organism in Eukaryota, Filasterea, Ministeriida, Capsasporidae.